GAAAAAUCGUUUGUUUUGCUGUUCUAUUUUCAAUCGAAGCUUGAGUUUCCGAAGAAAGCUAUUGCUUUCCUUUUUUAUGUUGAUGACUAUUUAGAAGAUAAAAUAGCAAACACCUAUUCAUUUGAUUAAACAAGAUAGUGUUUAACAGAGAGUAAUCAUAUAAGCUCGAAGGCUUUCUUUCAUUCUUUUCCUAUGCAAAAAACUGUGAUAAUCUAUUCAACUGGCUGUCAUUUAUAGUGACAUAAAAUGUGACAUAAGGUUGACAUAAAAUGUUUCGUUUGAGCAAGUCUCUUUCCUUAAUGAGUGUUAGACUAAAUUUGCUGUCAAGCAUACACGUAAAUUAGUUUCUUUUUUCUUGUCACCUUGAAUGCCGUCAGCAGCGAUGUUUUCAAAAAUUUAUAGCUAGCAAACCUUUGACUGCAAACAAAUCUAUUGACAGCCUUUUUUAAAAUUCUUUUUUACCUUUAAUUAGCCAAUAAUUGGGUUUACUGAAUUCGGCAACAAUGCCGUGAACAUAUUUUUCAAAUACGGUCAUCAACAGGGCUGACCUGAGUUUAGCCACUGUAGGGAUGAUUGAAAAAUUUGUCGUUACUACAGCCAUAGGGGAAUCUAUUUAUUCUCUUUAGGUAUUUAAUUGAAUCGAGGAAAAACUGUUUAAGGCUCUUAAUCGAGGCAAAACUAUUUCUACGUAAUCAUAUGGGAGUUCCUAGGUCAAACCAAUAUAAAUACUGAAUGUUGUGAUAUUGGUUAUAAAACGUCAUUUGUGUGCCUUAUUUAGCGUGCAGAAAACACUUGCCAGUGGAGAGCCUGGCAGAGACGUUGUGUGAUUUUCGUGCCUUGAUGAUCACGUCACUAUAACAUACAGUUUCUUAUUUAUGAAACCUAUUGACACGGUAUAAAUCCAGUGCUAGCUUUCUUCCAUAAAUCUGCCUAUGCUUAGCUUCGUUUUUCAUCCUUACAUGUCGAGUUUAUGUAUUGAAAACUCAACAAUUGCCAACUCUCAUUUUCCUCCAAAUGCUUGGGGUGAUAUUCAUGCAAAUCACAUUUCUUUAGGGUUAUUUUAAAGCCUUUUGAAUUGUGAAUUGCUUCAUGUUUCAGUUGCUCUUAGCGAAGCAAUGAAACUUCACUCCAUUAAAGAAUUUAUAUUUGUAGAUUUGUGCAAAAUGUAACAAGUUUAUAAGAUACCUUAGUCCCUUCAAAUUUAGCCUGCCUUCAAUAUUGGCUCCCUUUAUUUUUCGCCCCUUUAAUUUUCGCCCCCUUUUUUGUACAAGUUCGCUCCCUUUAAUUUUCGCCCCCAGACACUUUAAAUUUCAAAGCUUUGACCUUAUCAGUUUCCAAGCAAUGAACGUUCAUGCGGCAUGGAACUGCACUCGGGCCUCUGAAAAACCUUUUUUUCCUUGGAAACUUUUUGCUGAAAAAUCGCUUUUGCCAUUUUUUCUUGAAUUAUGGGAGCGCUUUAGAAGGUCGUGUACGAGACAACAAGUAUAGAAGAUCGCCAAUUCAUAAAGGUGGACUCGAAAUACCAAUUGUACUAAUCGUUUAUAAGGAUAAGGCGCCAAGUUCUGUCUUCAAUCGAAUGAAAGAAUAUCUGCAAGACUACUAUAUUGAGCCAGAGAAGAUGAUAGUAUAGGAACGAUACUAUGUAGCAUGAAUUGCCUGGUUCCUAUCAUAUCCUGUGACUUUCCAUCGUUGGUGUUUACACGGAGCCAGUGAGAGAGACAGUAUGUUGCUUGAUUGUACUGACUUACAUAAAAUUAACAUACUUUUAUACAAAAUAAAUGUGCUGAGUAAUGAUGUGUUGUGAUGAUGUAAUGAUGAUGCAAUGGCGAAGGAAAGAACUAGACUUGGGAAGAAAUCAGCAUGACAUAGAUGUGUGAACGUGUGUACAAUGGUGAAGGGAAUGUCCUAUGGUAUGUGAUGCCGUAAGGGGAUAUCGUGGUGCUGGCAUGAUCGAUGAAUGAGUGCAAAUAUGGCAAUAUUAUCGUUAUCGAAGAUUAAUGGAUUUUAUUUUGAACUACAGUAAGGCCUCUUAAAAAUACACAAGUUUAUCAUCUUUGUCAAAAUUCUUAGGAUUAAGAUAUCUUUUUUAUGAGCUUCAGUAUGGAUAUUUUUCCAGAAAGUCACUAAAUUAGAACUGUAACAAUGAAAGCAAUCAACGCAGGAUGAAAAUUUGACGCGCGCAAAGAUGGUAACUUGAAUUUUCGACCCUUUAAGGACCCUUUAAUUUUUGCUACCUCUAAUUUUCGCCCCAUCAAAUAUUUCCAUAAUUCGCCCCCUUUAAUUCUCGCCCCCCCCCCUCCGGGACGAAAAAUAAAGGCAGGUGAAAUUUGAAGGGACUAAGGUAAUAGGAUCCUUUAUUUGCUGAAUUCUUCUCUCGUGUUAUGUUAAACCUUGUGUCUGAAUUGCAUUGUAUGACUUUGAUCAAUAUUUAAUACUCUUACCACGAAACCUAUUUAUUUGGUUUCUCAAGAAUACACAGAAUGAACUACGGUAUCAAUAGAGCUGCACUGUUUUUGCAGGUCCCUUUUUUAAAGAUAAUUUGGGGCAUAACGACUGCUGAAACAACAAAUAAAUUUUAACUAGAUACCAAAAACAAUUGUCAGAUAAGAAUGCGCUCAAUAGACUGUUAUGCAGAUAAUUCUAGAUUGUCAUGCGUUCAGCACUGCCUUUUUGAUACUUUUUCUCCAUAACUUUUGAAAUCGCCAUUGCUCGCUCUUGCAAUUCUAUCCACAUUGGGUUUGUGAUCAAAUGCGUUGGCCAGCAGUACGAUGACGUCAUUUCGAUGAAAGAAUCUUCUACCAGCGUAAUGGAAGAAGCUCAGAUUGAUAGGUAGCUUCAGUGCCCAUUCUUAUCAAGACAAACAUGUAAUAACAUUGAUAUUAUCAUCUAGCGCCGCAAAGAUCUACCUCAAAUAGGCCUGAGUUUAUAAAAAAAACUGCUUGCUGUAAGGAUACGUAGACAUAAAGAUGAGCAAACAGGAUCGAAUCAAAACGCUCUUGCGAUUCUACGGAGAAAAUGCAACGGUACAUGGAAUUGCCGCGAUACAUAAUAGUUUGUCGAUAUUGAGAAAGGUUAUUUUUGCUUUCUUGUUUACUUCCUUGUUUGGUGCUGUAAUUUAUGCUGUCUAUUCUUCUUUCUACUCCUUUUCACUACGACAGGUUUACACUAGCGUAGAAAAAGAAUCGCGUAGAAACAUUGAGUUUCCUAGCGUUACGAUCUGUCGCAAUGGAAAAGCAACAAAAUCGAGUCUGCCUGUCAACAUAGUGGACAAGACAAUGGCGAAGCUUGAAGGGAUAAAAAAUGGGAAUGCGAGUUUGUCUGCUCUCCACAAAUUUGUUCAAAAUGCCUCUUUAGAAGUGCGUGCAGCGUUUGAGAACAGCAACAUGUCAGUUCCUGAGCACCCACCAAUGUUACUGAGGCAUAUCAAAGAUGCCUGUUUAUUUGCAUCGAAUAAAUAUUGCAACGUCACCAGAGAUUUCAGAUCUACCUACGGGACUGAUGCCUGCUAUACCUUUCACGGACCGGGGCCAAACACAUACUUUCAGGCUGAAAACGGACCGUUCUUUGGCUUGCAAUUAAUACUUUAUGUCAACGAAUCUGACUACUUACCAUUGAUAGAAACACAAAAAGGUGCUGGGUUUACUAUUUUCGUCCACGAAAGAGGAACGAUUCCCUUGCUUGAAAUUGGUGGUAUUCUCGUUGCCCCUGAAACAUUUACUCAAAUUUCUAUUUAUAAAAGUGAAACCAUCUCCCUUCCAUACCCAUUUCGUACAAAUUGCAGUGACGGAGAAGGACUUACAAACUACUUUCCUGGUCGUUAUUCGGAUCAAUCUUGUCUGGUAACCUGCUUUUACAAACACGUAUUUGAGAAAUGCGGCUACGUAAACCCUACGAUUGGGGGGAAAAUUAAACCCAAGAAAAAGUCAAAGGUUACGAUUGAUAUGCUUAAAUGUGAGCUUGAAAUGCGUGAUCAGUUUCUUGAAGGUGAUAGCCUCGCUCACUGUGAUUGUCCUAAAGCUUGCAAAGAAGUGAUAUAUGAUUCAAAAACGUCAAGUUCAAAGUGGCCUGUCGAUGGGGAUCUACCAUUGUACAGACAUUUAGCGAAAUCAAUCUUAGGUUUCGAUCCAAUAAAUGCCAGUGAUGACUUCUCAUCAAAAAAUUUCCUCAAGGUUAGGAUUUACUUUGAUGAGUUGUCUGUCAUGAGAUACGUAACUAAAGAACUGAUUGGUGAACUUGAUCUUAUCAGCAACAUUGGUGGCCAUCUUGGGUUUUGGUGUGGAGCCUCUGUUUUUUCAGUCUUCGAAGCAAUUGCGUUAAUUGCCUCUAUACUUUUUAUGGCAAUCUUUGGCAAAUCUGGCAUUAAAGUAAAUAAUGAUAAAGAUUUGGACAUGGAAGCUUUUGAAAAAUCUGUCGUUAAAGUAAAAAGUGACAAAGACCUGGACAAAGAUGAUUAG
Rhopilema esculentum is the source of this 4454-nucleotide messenger RNA. RefSeq names its product epithelial sodium channel subunit beta-like. Gene Ontology annotation, molecular function: ligand-gated sodium channel activity. Gene Ontology annotation, cellular component: plasma membrane. The record is from RefSeq and is a predicted model, not a curated record. NCBI's taxonomy places the organism in Eukaryota, Metazoa, Cnidaria, Scyphozoa, Rhizostomeae, Rhizostomatidae. Gene Ontology annotation, biological process: sodium ion transmembrane transport.